Closterium sp. Naga37s-1 is the source of this 1101-nucleotide messenger RNA. Lineage: Eukaryota; Viridiplantae; Streptophyta; Zygnematophyceae; Desmidiales; Closteriaceae. The record is from the annotation of a GenBank genome assembly.
AUGCAUGCAACCACCACUUCCCUCUGUCCCCCCUUCUGCCCAAUGGCCACGACUGGCUGUGCUGCCACCACUGGCUGUGCUGCCACCACUUGCUGUGCUGCCACCACUGGCUGUGCUGCCACCACUUGCUGUGCUGCCACUGUCAUCUUGCUCUCCGUGCUGAUCAUCCCUGGAGUGCACCUAGCAGCACCUGGUGCUUCAUGCGCUCUGCCCUUGCCAUACCUCAUGCGCUCUGCCCUUGCCAUACCUCAUGCGCUCUGCCCUUGCCAUACGUUAUGCGCUCUGCCCUUGCCAUACCUCAUGCUCUCUGCCCUUGCCAUACCUCAUGCGCUCUGCCCUUGCCAUUCCUCAUGCGCUCUGCCCUUGCCAUACCUCAUGCGCUCUGCCCUUGCCAUACCUCAUGCGCUCUGCCCUUGCCAUACCUCAUGCGCUCUGCCCUUGCCAUACCUCAUGCGCUCUGCCCUUGCCAUACCUCAUGCGCUCUGCCCUUGCCAUACCUCAUGCGCUCUGCCCUUGCCAUACCUCAUGCGCUCUGCCCUUGCCAUACCUCAUGCGCUCAGCCCUUGCCAUACCCCAUGCGCUUUGCCCUUGCCAUACCUCAUGCGGUCUGCCCUUGCCAUACGUCAUGCGCUCUGCCCUUGCCACACCUCAUGCGCUCUGCCCUUGCCAUACCCCAUGCGCUCUGCCCUUGCCAUACCCCAUGCGCUCUGCCCUUGCCAUACCUCAUGCGCUCUGCCCUUGCCAUACCUCAUGCGCUCUGCCCUUGCUAUACCUCAUGCGCUUCAUGCGCUCUGCCCUUGCCAUAGCUCAUGCGCUCUGCCCCUUGCCAUACCUCACGCGCUUUGCCCUUGCCAUACGUCAUGCACUCUGCCCUUGCCAUACCUCAUGCGCUCUGCCCUUGCCAUACCUCAUGCGCUCUGCCCUUGCCAUACCUCAUGCGCUCUGCCCUUGCUAUACCUCAUGCGCUUCAUGCGCUCUGCCCUUGCCAUAGCUCAUGCGCUCUGCCCCUUGCCAUACCUCAUGCGCUCUGCCCUUGCCAUACCUCAUGCGCUCUGCCCUUGCUAUACCUCAUGCGCUUCAUGCGCUCUGCCCUUGCCAUAG